Monomorium pharaonis (pharaoh ant) is the source of this 1759-nucleotide messenger RNA. It is a transcript of the gene Ing5, whose product is annotated as inhibitor of growth protein 5. Gene Ontology annotation, biological process: regulation of DNA-templated transcription. The transcript has 4 exons. Gene Ontology annotation, cellular component: nucleus. The coding region runs from base 9 to 950 and encodes 313 amino acids. Lineage: Eukaryota; Metazoa; Arthropoda; Insecta; Hymenoptera; Formicidae. The record is from RefSeq and is a predicted model, not a curated record.
UGACGAUCAUGCCCGUCGCCAUAUUUUAUCCGAAUACGUUAUUUGGGAUCGUCGUCAUUGGUCAAUCUUCUCGAUUGUUGCUGAACGAAUUGUUGUCUCGUCAUUAUUUCUCGUUGAUCAUCUCGCAAGAAAGCGUUUAUACAAUCAAUUUCUAUUGUUUAUAUGUAAAAUACGACGUAACUGUCAUGACGACCGCUUUGUAUCUGGAGCACUAUCUCGACAGUCUCGAGCAUUUGCCAAUUGAAUUACAGAGGAAUUUUACACUGAUGCGUGACUUGGAUGCAAGAGCACAAGGUCUGAUGAAGGAUAUCGAUAAGUUAGCAGACGAUUACUUAAGGAAUGUGAAAAAGGAAUCGUCAGAGAAAAGGAAAGAACAACUUGCUCAUAUACAGAGUCUUUUCAAUAAAGCUAAGGAAUAUGGUGAUGAUAAGGUUCAAUUAGCUAUUCAAACUUACGAAUUAGUCGAUAAGCAUAUUAGACGACUGGAUUCAGAUCUGGCAAGAUUUGAGGCAGAGAUACAAGACAAAACAUUAAAUAGCAAUAGAGCACAGGAGGAAAGCAAUGCCAGCAAGAAAGGUAGAAAGAAACUCAAGGAGAAGGAGAAGAGGAAAAAAGGUGCGGUGAGCAGUGAAGAUGAGUCAAAAAAUCUGAGAAAGAAGCAGAAAAAAGGUGGCUCUGUAGCUUCAGCGUCAUCCACUGGUGCUGUGGGAAGUGGUGCCCAGGUAGAUGCAACAGCCCUUGGUCAUCCAGCCGAUGUUCUGGAUAUGCCUGUUGAUCCUAACGAACCAACUUACUGUCUUUGUCACCAAGUAUCAUAUGGAGAAAUGAUUGGUUGUGAUAAUCCAGAUUGCCCUAUAGAGUGGUUCCAUUUCGCCUGCGUAGGUUUAACGACAAAACCUAAAGGAAAGUGGUAUUGUCCCAAAUGUACACAAGAUCGUAAAAAGAAGUAAACUCUAGAAAUAUUUGACUCUACUAAUUGUCAUUUAUUUAAAGAGACUAAUGCAUAAUUUUUUCAUAUUGAGAGUAAAUUAACUUUUACAUACAAAAAUAGAAGAAUUAUGAAAGAGAUAUAGAAAGAGAGAAAAACUGCAUUUUUAUUGCAUCUAAGACUGGUAACGAAACAAUUCUUUCGUGAUGUGUAUAACAAUAAAUAUGCAAUAUACAAACACAAAUCGUUAUCGCUAAACAACGUUUAUAAAUAAUUUUUCUAAAAACGAUGUUUGUUAUUUGUUUCUUAUCGUAACAGAACAGAACUACAUAUUGCAAGUUUUUAUUUUUAAAUGUAUCAGUCGAUAAACGAUUUUUUUUUAAUCAAAUGAAUUAUUAUUAUUAUUAGUCUUAGACGUAAUGGAAGCAAAAUUUGGAUGUAAUUCCAUCACAGACAGAAAACAUUUUGAGAAUCGGCCAUAAUUUCGUGCUGUCACUUUAUAUUCUUUUUGUAUAUUAAAAAAUAAUUUAUUGGUCAACUACGUCGCGCAUAAGAAUUGCGUUACAUUUUUGCCAUUUUUUUUUCAUGGUCGUUUCUUGAAUAUAUAUCUGUGAUUUCACUCACUAAUAAUCGACUCGUAGUUAUAAUUAGAACAUUAAAUUAUUAACGUUAAUAUAUACUGUUUUUAUAUGUUACGAAAUGUGCAUUGUAUAAAAAAAAAAUAUAUAUAUAUAUAUGAAGUAAACUCCUGUUGAAGAUGAAAGAUGUAUUAGCAGAAAUAGAGAAGAAUAAGAUGAAUUAGAAAGAUGAAUAAAGUACAGCAAUAUGAUA